AUGGAGGUGGGCAGGGACGUUCCGGCGGCGCGUGAGGGCGUGUUCGGCGGCUUUAGGCGACGGUUCCGGCGGCGUUGGAAUCCUGACGGAGAGAUGAACACAACGGUGGCGGAGAGUCUCAAAUACCUAAGAAAGGUUGGAGACUCCGUUCCGGAGACCGAGCUGAACUUUGUGAUCGAUGCGGAAGGAAGAUUUUGCGAGACUUUUCAUUUGAACACUUCUGGUUGGAGGAACUGUGAGACUUGUAGGAAGCGGAUUCAUUGUGGAUGUAUUGUCUCAGAUAACUCGUUUAUGUUGUUGGAUCCUGGUGGAGUUGAAUGUAAUGUAUGUGCAAAGGAACAUCAUAUGUCAUCAACCCGGCCAUGGUCUCAGUCUUUUUGCUCUAAUUUAUCUCUAAGACUUAGAGACAUCUCCACAAAUAAUUGGAAUCAGUUAGCUGGAUCAGGUCCUGUACCAUGGAAGCAAGCACCCAGCCUAUAUAAUUCUGUUUCUUCAUCCAACCUGCAGCCAGGUGUGGCCUCUCUAGUUGAAUUGACACAUAAACUUGGCAAAAUUUAUGGAAAUGAAAGAUUGCCUGAUUUUUCUCUGGGAAAGAAAAAUGAAAAUUUUCCUGGAAUAUCCAACUGGAACACUAAGCUUGAAUCACAGGAGAUAAUGCUUGUGAAUGGAGCAAUGAAUGAGGACAAACCUAGUUCAUGUUUAAAUCUUUGCCAGCAGUCUUCUUCUGUAAAGGAGGAUUCAUCUCCGCAACCUUUUGCAUUGCCUGUACCUUAUGCAUCUCCAAAUGAAAGAAAUGGUCAACCCGGGGGGAAUCAACUACAACAAACCCCUCCAGCUCCUCUAGGAAAGCAAUAUAGUGGCACUGUUCAUUUAUCACUUGACACAUCAGGUGAAACACAAGUUCGUAAUGGACGGCCUCGAGUAGAUGCACGAGGAAGAAGCCAGUUACUCCCACGGUACUGGCCCAGAUGUACCGAUCAGGAGCUACAGCAAAUAUCUAUCGAUUCUAAUUCUGUCAUUACCCCGUUGUUUCAAAAAACCUUGAGCGCUAGUGAUGCUGGGCGAAUUGGGCGUCUAGUGCUUCCAAAGAAGUGUGCUGAGGCUUAUUUCCCUCCAAUUUCACAGCCUGAAGGGUUGCCACUCAAAAUCCUUGAUGCAAAAGGCAAAGAGUGGAUAUUUCAGUUUCGUUUCUGGCCCAACAAUAACAGUAGAAUGUAUGUUUUGGAAGGUGUCACUCCCUGCAUACAGUCCAUGCAGUUGCAAGCAGGUGACACAGUAACAUUUAGCCGGCUGGAGCCAGAAGGGAAGUUGGUUAUGGGAUUUCGAAAGGCUUCAACUGCUACCCAAUCUGAUCAGGACAAUGAAGCAAAUAAGACCGGAAAUGGACACUCCACAAUUGGUGAAGUUGAAAUGGCUGAUCCUAGUUCAUGGUCUAAAGUUGAUAAAUCAGGAUACAUUGCAAAAGAAGCACUUGGGAGCAAAUCUUCAAUCUCUAGAAAGAGAAAGAGCAGCAUCUUGGGUUCAAAGAGUAAACGUUUAAAAAUUGAAAAUGAGGAUUUGAUAGAACUCAAGAUUACUUGGCAAGAGGCUCAAGGCCUGCUAAGGCCGCCUCCUGACCAUGUCCCUAGCAUUGUGGUGAUUGAAGGUUUUGAAUUUGAGGAAUAUGAGGAUGCUCCAGUGCUGGGUAAACCAACCAUUUUCACCACUAGUAAUGAAGGUGAAAAGAUCCAGUGGGCUCAAUGUGAAAAUUGUCUCAAGUGGCGCAAAUUGCCAGCAAGUGCAAUUCUUCACUCAAAAUGGACGUGCUCUGACAAUUCAUGGGACCCAGAAAGAUCCUCUUGCUCAGUGGCACAAGAGCUGACUGCAGAAGAGCUCGAGAAUUUGCUACCUUCUUGUAAUUCAGUUAUUUCAAAGAAAAUGAAGGCCACUAAGCAAGAGACAGAUAAUUUUGAUGCUAUGGAAGGACUUGAUACACUUGCGAACCUAGCUAUCUUGGGGGAGGAUGAGUCACUCCCUACGUCUACCCAGGUUACAACGAAACACCCCAGGCAUAGACCUGGCUGCUCUUGCAUUGUUUGCAUUCAACCUCCCAGUGGGAAGGGCCCUAAGCAUAAGCAGACAUGCACAUGUACUGUCUGCUCGACCGUGAAACGUCGAUUCCUUACCCUACAACAGAAGCGUGAGAAGAAACAAACAGAAAAGGCGGAGACAAUACGGAAAAGGCAGCAGCCUCCUCCCCCGGGACAAUCAGCUGAAAUAGUGAUUGAAGAUGACUCGUUGCCUUGUAGUAAUGCAGGAGAUAGCAGCCCAAACCCAAACAAGGAUGGAAAUGGCGGUUCAGAUGACGAUCCUAACCGGAUAAAAUCAUCUAACUUACCAUUCAAAGGUCAAAUCGACCUCAAUAUCCAGCCCGAGCGAGAGGAAGAGUUGUCGCCGCGAUCAGAUUCUGGUGGCAUGAAGGCACUGCUUGAUGGCACAGAAAGACAUCUCAGGCAGCUGAAUAUUUUGAACUCCGGGGAUGCAGAUUCUUCAGGUAGCCAGUCAAAGGGAGUUGGAGAUGAAACAAGGGAACAAAAACUCAGCAAUGGUGUAGUCCUCGGAAAUAAUAGUCACAAUUCUGAUAGGGAGCUUGUGCAGCCUUUGACUAUGAAUGUGUGAAGUUCCAACAAACUCCCAAGUUGGUAAUUACUUAAAGUGACAUACUCUUGCAAAGCUAUGUUGAAGUGGGGAAGAUUUUUGUGUGUACAUUUAUCCACUUCGAUUAAAUGCUUCUUUUUUGAGUGCUUGUACAUAAAUGAGGGGUAGGAAACUGAAAAGGGAUUGGUGAAAAGCUAACAAUAUGUCCGGUAAUGUAAGUGGAUAUCAUAUCAGUUUGUUUAGGCAAAUUGUAAAAUGCAGCUGAAUGGGAUGGUAGGCUGAUGUAAUUAAUUAGCCCAAAUUUGUUCUCCGUAAUUAAUGUUAACUUUGUGUAUAUUGAUGGGAAGAGCAAUACUUUAGAAUAGAAUCUAUUCAGCAUUGGCACAUUAUAAUUUUGUUGGUGGAAUGCAAUUAUAUAUUUA
Molecule: messenger RNA, 3059 nt
Organism: Arachis ipaensis
Lineage: Eukaryota; Viridiplantae; Streptophyta; Magnoliopsida; Fabales; Fabaceae
Product: B3 domain-containing protein Os07g0563300
Molecular function (GO): zinc ion binding; DNA binding
Source: RefSeq, a predicted model, not a curated record